Messenger RNA from Boeremia exigua, 1504 nucleotides. RefSeq lists its product as uncharacterized. The coding region runs from base 80 to 1288 and encodes 402 amino acids. NCBI's taxonomy places the organism in Eukaryota, Fungi, Ascomycota, Dothideomycetes, Pleosporales, Didymellaceae. The transcript is spliced from 4 exons. The record is from RefSeq and is a predicted model, not a curated record.
CGAAGGCCGCUGUGCAGUCGGUCAAAGUCCUGUCCAUGGGGUUACUCGUUGGAAUCAAAGUCUUGAUUAUGACACUUGAAUGAUCCAUGCCGUCUUGCUGCUGCUGCGCAUGCGAGCAAAGACCAAUAGCGCAUUUGUCAGGCGUUACCUUCACGCCUGGCUCGAGCAUGCACAGCUGUCUGCUAUAAGAUGUACCGCAUCGCCCUUCACGACUCACCAGAGCCCGAACACUUUUUGCAAGCUCGACAUCAUGACUGCUACAACAGUUUGCAAGCUCUCACCGUCCGCGAGCGCGUUCAACACCAUGCUGACCGCGUUUGUUGGCUCUUUAAUCAACGGUCUUUCCUCAGGACCAAUUCUUGCUUUUCUCAUCGGCUGGAUCUCGUGGUUGCCCGUCAUUCGCAUCCUUGGCGUGGGAGCAUAUCAGCUGCGGCUCGCCAUCCGAGCUGGCACGAGCAUGUCCGCACUUGGUAUUGGAAAAGACCAAGCCACCAACGCAGAAUGCCUCCAGAUGGAAUCCUCAGUUACUGGAGCAGCAGCGGACAAUCAGCCACAAAACAUGGAAUCGCAACGCCCAACGCACGACGCUGCGCAGAACUCAUGCGUCGCCCUAUCGACGUUCAUAGCCGCCAUCGAGGCCCGCAAACGUCGAGUGCUCGCCUCCAUGGACCAGUCUGUGACGUUUCUCGGCUGGCUCGGCUGGGUUUGGAGCGCCCUGUACACGCCCAUCUCGCAGACAAUCUGGGUGUGCGUGCGCCUCAACACCCCGACACCAGCGCUAACCAUGUUCGUCCACGGGCUCUCUAUUGGUGUGUCUGCGCUUGGCCUAACAUUCGACACCAAGAUCCGCUACGGGGUUGCUCUUGGGCGCAAAUGGGGCCCCUGGGCGUUUUACGCGUUCAAUCUCUGGAACGCAGGUGUAUGUCUACUACUAGGCACGGAGGUGCUAGUGCUUUUGAUCUACAGCGUAGUAACUGCCAGCAAUCUUCCAAUCCCGCUAGUUGUUAUGUACCCCCUACUUAGCAUCAUGUGGGCUGUCGGGAGUUUAGCAAUACUUCCGCCCGUGAAUGGUGGGACCUCAGGAAAAAUCGUCUUUGGGUUGCUGAUGGGUGCGUUUUCAGGCGUGGUUGUUGCGGCACCGUCAUUUGUAUUAUGGCAGCACCAGAAGGUUGAUAAGAACUUUGGGGUUUUUAUUCAGGAUGAUGCUGAGGUCGGCCUUGGGUUGGGAGAUUUCCUCGCGUGUGAAGGGGUGAGUGUUUGGGCUAAAUUUGCUGCUAUUAUGCCAUGAGGUGUACGAAAAGUUAAGCCUUCGUCAAUCAGAGAUGGGGAUUUCAUGCUGGCUUUACACGAAGAGGGAUCACCGGGUGCAUAGCAACGAGUGUAGCGCACUAUUUGUAGGCCAGGCUAGGUCAGCGGGUUCGGGAACGCUUCCAUACUAGUAGCGGGGGGCAUGGGCGCUAAUGGCCCACGUGUUCGCGAUCUUAGCUUUUGCAAUUGAUUGGUU